Molecule: messenger RNA, 1638 nt
Organism: Entrophospora candida
Lineage: Eukaryota; Fungi; Glomeromycota; Glomeromycetes; Entrophosporales; Entrophosporaceae
Source: the annotation of a GenBank genome assembly
AUGUUUUCAUUAAAAGAAAUCGUUUCAGCAUUUGCAACAAUAUUAUUUAUAACAAUAAUUUUUUCAUCAUUAAAAUAUUAUUACAAUUAUUUUACUCGUCCAAAUCCUUAUAAAGGGCCUUUUCCUUUACCAUUAUUAGGAAAUUUACAUCAACUCUUUUAUCAUCGUUUUAAUACUCCAUUAUGGUUUCACUCAUUACAUUUAAAAUAUGGUGAUGUGGUUGAAAUUUACAAUGGAUCUAAAAGACAAUUGAUCACUAACAAUCUACAAAUCAUUGAACAUGUCAUGAAGCCAGUGAGAAAUAGUAAUUACAUGUCACGUGUUCCACCUAAUGAAGGAAUAGAUGAAUUAGGAAAAAGCAACAAGGGAAUUGUUCUGAAUAGAGACAUUAACAAAUGGGCUGAUAAUAGAAAAAUAUUCAUUAGAGCUAUAAUGGCUCCAAAUGCAUUAAAGUUUUCAGCUAAUCUUGUAAAUUGUGUUUUUAAAGAUUUAGAAAUUUAUUGGGAUUCUUUAAUUGAUGAAAUGGGAGAAUCUAUUAUGAAUCAAGAAAUUCAUCAAAAAAAAGUAUUGGAAAUUGAUCUUGUGCCUUGGAUUAAAAGAAUUUUUGCUGAAAAUAUAAUGUUAUUAGCAACAAACAGAUCAUCUAAUACAUUAUUGAAUUAUUAUAAAACCAGUAAAAAAGAUUUCAAUAUAAUUAAAACUGCUGAGGAUGAAUAUAUUGAUAAUGUAAAACCUGGAGCAGAUUGUAUGAGAUAUUAUGUAACAAUUCCUUCAUAUAUACGUAAUUUGCCAUUGAUAAAGAUUUAUUCAAAUUAUUUAUUAAACAAAUUUUUAUCAAGAGAAAAAUAUAUUUACAAUUUAGUCAAAGAACGUAAGGAUAAAAUUGAAAAUAUUAGCGAUAAAGAAAACCUGACACCUGAUAUGUUGAAUAUGUUAUUAACUAUUAAUACUCCAAAAGAUAUUACUCAAGGCAUUGCAAAUGAUUUUAAUGAUGAACCAAUGACUGAUGAAGAAAUUAAUAAUGUUCUUAAUGAAACAUUUGGUGGAGGAAUUGUUACUUCAUCUGCAGUUUUAUCAUGUCUUAUAUAUUAUGUAUCUAGUUAUCCUGAAGUUGAACAAAUUAUUCUUAAAGAAAUUAAAAAAGUAUUUGGAGAUAAAUCUAAUUUAGAUUAUGAAGAUUUAAAAAAAUUUGAAUAUAUUGAAGCUGUAAUAAAAGAAGUUUUACGUAUUAACCCCCUUGGAACAGUAAUUGAUCGUGAGUCAGCAAAUUUUGAUCAAAUAGGUGAUUACAAAAUUCCAGGUUCAACUCGACUAACAAUAAAUGUUCAAAGUUUACACAUGAAUCCAAAUUAUUGGAAUGAGCCAACUAAAUUUAAUCCUUCAAGAUUCUUAAAUAAAAAUCAUGACAAUAAUAGUGGAAUAGAUGAUUCCUUUAUUAAAAAUACAUUUUUACAUUUUGGUGGUGGAUUACGUAUAUGCCCAGGAAGACAUCUGGCAAUAAAUCAAAUUAAAUUAUUGGUUGUUUUAUUAUACAAAAAAUAUAAAUUUGAAAUGGUGAGUGAUAAACCUAUGCGCCUGCAACCCUUUGAUGGUACUAGAUGUGUUGAAUUGAAGGUUAAAUUAACUCACAGAAAUUAA